Messenger RNA from Lutzomyia longipalpis, 2225 nucleotides. Its product is annotated as glucose dehydrogenase [FAD, quinone]-like. The transcript is spliced from 3 exons. Gene Ontology annotation, molecular function: ecdysone oxidase activity; flavin adenine dinucleotide binding. Bases 279 to 2147 code for a protein of 622 amino acids. The record is from RefSeq and is a predicted model, not a curated record. NCBI's taxonomy places the organism in Eukaryota, Metazoa, Arthropoda, Insecta, Diptera, Psychodidae.
UCUGGGGGCGUCAAGCUAUUUGAAUUAGGGUAGGGGGGUGCUAAUAAAGACGGUUUUUCUUAUUAGAAUGAUCUAUCGAGAAAAAAUUCUUGGCUCUUGAGAAUCCUGCAGAUAGGGAUUUAUUAAUACAUAAAUAUUAUGCAAAUAUAUCCCAAAAUAGAUCAUUUGCAAAUGAAUGCGAUUGUGUGAGUGAACCAUUGACACAAUUUUUCUUUUUCUUUGCAAAUUUUAUGUAAAACGAAUUCAACCUUGAAGACGAGAUCAUCUCAUAGAAGAUUAUGGAUUGCUAUUGCUCUCCAUGCACAAGUCUCAGCACUGGUGCUGUAAAUCAAUACAUAAAGCUUCUUCUGAAUUAUUUGGCACUUUCGCAAUGUUCACUGUCGGCGCCGGAAAUGUGGCCAGCCGAUUAUGGAGAUAUCGCCAUUAAGAGAGGAUUUCAGGAGUAUGAUUUUAUAAUCAUUGGAGCCGGUUCAGCUGGUUGUGUUCUUGCUAAUCGUCUCAGUGAGAAUCCAGACUGGAAGAUUUUACUUUUGGAAGCAGGAGGGGAUCCGCCGAUAGAAUCAGCUAUUCCACGAUUCUUUCCAAAAGUCCAAAGAACACCAUAUGAUUGGGAAUUUUAUACUGAACGAUCGCAAAAGCAUAGCAUCUUCAGAGGUGAGGCAACAUACUUAACAAGGGGUAAGAUGCUGGGAGGAUCCAGCUCUCUAAAUGCCAUGUACUACAUACGAGGAAAUGAAGAUGACUACAACAAUUGGGAAGCCUUGGGAAAUCCAACGUGGGGAUGGAAAAAUGUUCUUGAGUACUUUAAGAAAUCCGAAGCAAAUCAUGAUCCGGAAAUUGCAGACGAUUUUGGAGGGUACUAUCACGGGAAAGAUGGUCCAAUGUCUGUGGAACUUUUUAAUAGUGAUGAAUCCUUGAAGUAUGACAUUGUUCAAAGUGCUCUGGAACUUGGAUUUAAGUUUAUUCCUGAUGUCAAUGCAAAAAAUCACAUUGGAUUCACUUUUGCCCAGGGGAACGUCAAGUCAGGAAUUCGAGAGAGUACAGCAACUGCCUUUCUAGUUCCUGCUAUGAAUCGUGGGAAUUUAGAUAUCGUCAAGUACGCUCACGUCCUAAAGCUCGUGACUAAAGAAGAUGAAAAAGUAGUUGGGGUUAAAAUGUUACUUAAGGGACGAAAAGAAUUUACCGUCUAUGCAAGGAAAGAAGUAAUUGUAAGUGCUGGACCUAUAAAUUCUCCUCAAAUCCUUAUGCUUUCGGGUAUAGGGCCAGCUGAUCAUUUGACAAAAUUAAAAAUUCCCGUGAUAAGAAAUCUUCAAGUUGGGAAAAAUCUUCAAGAUCAUCUCUUUGUACCACUUUUCAUAAAGCUCGAUGAGCCAUCAGCCAAAGCUGCUAAUGAAAGUACAGCCAUGCAAGCAUACUUUUUGUAUUUAUCGCAACAUAAAGGACCCCUGGCUAACAUUGGAACACUUGAAACAUUGGGCUUUGUCAAUGUGCACGAUCCUCUGGCAAAAUAUCCUGAUUUUCAAUACUAUCAUGCAACCUUUCAAAAGGAUCAAGUACGGGAUAUGAAGUUCUACAUGAAAAGAGCUCAUCAUGAAGAUACAAUUACCGAAUUUAUGGGCUCAGAAAUUUCCAAUUGUAACAUAAUGGUUGUCCUUGUGGCGUUUUUGCAAGAAAAAUCAAGAGGAGAGAUCCUGCUGAGAAGCUCUGAUCCUACUGAAAAGCCACGAAUUAUUCCCAACUAUUUAUCGGAAUACUAUGACAUUGCUGCCUUCAUCAAAGCCAUCAGGUUGUACCAAAAGUUCUUGAACACAGAAGCAAUGAAGAAACACGAUGCAUAUCUAACUUUACUUCCAAUCCCUGAAUGUGAUGCUAAAGGAUAUGACAGUGAUCGCUACUGGGAGUGCUACUGCCGGUAUAUGACGGCAUCCGUGUCACAUCCUUCGGGAACAACAAAAAUGGGUCCUGAUACAGAUUCCGAAGCAGUUGUUGACUACAAAUUGAAAGUUAAGGGAAUUAAAGGCCUGAGAGUUGUGGGAGGAAAUAUAAUGCCAAGGAUUACAAGAGGAAACAUUAAUGCACCUACAGUGAUGAUUGCAGAAAAAGCAGCGGAUUUUAUAAAGCAAGAUUGGAAAUAUAAAGGAAAUUAAAGAUCAGUGUCUGAUUUAUUUUGUAAAUAAUUUCCUCAAAUAAAAAUCUUUAAUGCUUCUUUAAUGGAGCUGACAAAA